AUGCUCGCGCGCAUCGCGCAUCGCGUCCGCGCCGCGGCCGCCGCCGCGCGCGCCGUCCGCGGCGCCGCGGGAGGUGGUCGUCCGUCGUUAGGGCAACCGGAAGAAUCGUCCGUCGUCGUCCGCCGACGUCGCGGGGGAAUCGCGUCGUGGGCGCGAGGGUGGGUCGCCGCCCACCCCGCCGCGGACCGCCGCGACCCCCCGACGACGCGCGGACUCGCGUCCAAGGCGGGGAAGUCCAAGGGCAAGAAGAAGCGGGGACGGAACGCGAACGCGCCGCCGCUCAAAGAGGCGAUGCGCGCGCUCCUGAAAAAGGUCCAUCCCGAUCUCUUCCGCGACAAGCCCGAGCUCGCGGGCGCGGCGGAGACGAACGACGAGUCCCUGAAAGUGAUCCAGGGCAUCCUCGACGCGGUCACGAAGAGCAAGUCCACGCCGGAGAGGGGCAACAAGCGGCUGAAGUUUUACGUCCGCGACGAGUCGGUGCCCGGCGGCGUGCGGCUGGUGCCGUUCGCGCUGAAGACGACGGGAGGGGACUGCCGGAACCUCGUCGCGAGGCAGCUCGAGACGCUGUUCGAGGACGUGGGCGUGCCGUCGGAGUUCAGGUGGGAGGCGGGGGACUGGGAGAACUUCCCGGAGUCGGUCGCGAACGCGCGGGACUGGAGCCCGCCGCGGGACUGGACGCCGCCGCCGACCGCGCCCGCGCCGUCGCCGUCGACGUCGAGCGCGGACGCGAAAGUCUAUUCCGCCGCCGCCGCCGCCGCGGACGCGGAGGAGCGCGAGCACGCGGCGAAGGUCAAGGCGGCGUUGAAGAUGAACGAGGUCCUGUUCGAGACCCUCGCCGCGGUGCCGUGGAUCCCGGAGAACGCGGAGGGGAACGAACGGUUGGGAGCCAUCGUCCACGCGGUCAUCCCGCGUUUAGAAAAAGGCGGCUGGCGGCUGCCGAGGGCGUCGCUCGAGGCGAUCUGGCGCGGGGAGAGGGACGAGGAUAAGGUGAUCGACGGCGGCGACGCCGCGAGCGCGCUCGCGCUGGCCGCGAUCUUACGGCUCUCGCGGAACUUCGAGAGAGCGCUCGGCGCGCCGGAGACGCCGCGAGCGGAGUUCUGGCCGCCGGCGCCGAAGGACUUUCCGCCGGAGGAGAGCGGCGGCGCGAGUUGA
Molecule: messenger RNA, 1152 nt
Organism: Micromonas pusilla CCMP1545
Lineage: Eukaryota; Viridiplantae; Chlorophyta; Mamiellophyceae; Mamiellales; Mamiellaceae
Exons: 1
Coding region: 1-1152 (383 amino acids)
Cellular component (GO): mitochondrion
Source: RefSeq, a predicted model, not a curated record